Molecule: messenger RNA, 2305 nt
Organism: Topomyia yanbarensis
Lineage: Eukaryota; Metazoa; Arthropoda; Insecta; Diptera; Culicidae
Product: acrosin-like
Exons: 7
Coding region: 849-2042 (397 amino acids)
Biological process (GO): proteolysis
Molecular function (GO): serine-type endopeptidase activity
Source: RefSeq, a predicted model, not a curated record
AGUUGCAGUUUGAUCAGUAGACGGCAUUACCUGUUUUCACCGAAAAUACCUUUCAAUAAUAGCUUAACAAAAAUUCAAAUUAAUUUUUUUUUAAUUUUCAAUCAGUAAGGGUCUGAAAGGCGAAUAAUUGUUGUAGAGGUAACUCCAUCAUUAAAAAGUAAUUAAUAACAAAAAUUUUAAAAACCACUUGCCAGUUUGAAUGUAUUUUCCUAAUACAUAGAAUAGGACCAUAAUAGUCAUUUCAUAUCAUGCCCACAACAAAAAUCUUCCAAAAUGUAGUCGUUUCCAGUAUAUUUUAAUUUUUGUUUCAACAAACGGAAAUAAUUUAUGAAACUAAAAACAUUUCGUAAACUGAAAUAAUAUCACGAUUGUAACUUCAAAUUGUUCUCAAAAUACUGUGACGAUGAUGAUGAUGAUGUGAAUCAAGUAGUGCCAACAAGCUUCAAAACAAUGUCUAUGUAGGUAUAGCAAAUUUCCAUGCAAGAAUAUUAAACUAGUGAUCAACCUAGUGAUAUACUAAACUAAACAAACCAAUAUUCUUACGUUCCGGUAUCUUUCCACAUGUUACCUCCUUCCACCAGGUGAUGUUUGUUUUGUACUGAAACCAUCUCUCCAGUUUAAAGACCACACCAAGAUAAGCAGAUUUAUCUGUUUUCUUGCUUCACACCUCGGUGAACAGCCUCGCCCUGGAUUGGAAUCAUCUCGAACUCAGUGUUAUACCGUCGAGCUGGAAGACUUUCCCCCCGAGUCGGUGAGUGUGUCUGACUCUGUGUAGAAGUUCGGUAGCGGAUAUCCAUUACGGAAGCGCAUUCAAAUUUAGAAAGGCAAACAAGCACAUCUCGGUCGAUAUGUGGUAUUUGCUAGGGCUGUUACUGUGGACUUUGGUUUCGGUCUGCCAAACUCAUGUCCUUGUAGCUCCUUAUCAGGUUUCUAUUCAAUGCAGUGCUCCGGCGAUAGUUGGUAGCUAUCUAGCAAACGAUGGGAUUGGACCAUCGGAGCAUAUCUGCAAUGGGGUGAUUAUUAGAGAAAAGUAUAUUCUAACUACUGCCGGAUGCCUUUUCGUUCGGGAUAAACUGACUAAUUUGAGGCGCCUCAUCAAUGCAGCCGAGAUUUUUAUUCUGGCCGGGGAUCUUAAUCUCAGUCAAGUGUCGACUGGGAAUAACAGCGGAAUCAGGCGAAACGUAGUGUCCGUAAUUCCCCACAACAGAUACAACUCAUCAACCGGCGAAAAUGACAUCGCCCUACUCAAGCUUGACCGGUCGCUACCGCUAUACAAUACGACCUCGGUCCAGUGGAUCGAGCUGCAGCAGAGUGCACUGCCACCCACAAUAAUGCCAAUGGCAGCUCAUCAGACAACGGCGGCGACGGCGAUAGCAGCCAGCAACAAAGUUAAUGAAAACUGUUUCAUAAACAUUUAUAACAACUCCGUCGGGGUUUCAAAUUAUCCUUAUGCAACGGUUGCCAACGUGAGCAUGAUUGAGAAAUGGAUUUGCGAUUCCCAUUGGAAGUCCCCGAGUGGGACACAGUCGAUGGUAGGACGGGCAGGGACUUGUGUUGAGUACAGAUUCAGCAAUUCAAAAUCAUGUUGGCUCGAUUCGCAGGACCUUCGCUACAGUGGAGAACGGGGCACCGCAUUGGUAUGCAAUUUCAAAUUAGUGGCCAUAUUGGCAGAAAUAAAUCCACCCGUAAAUCCACAAAGCUGCACUCAGAUGAAACGCACCACCGCAUUCUACACUCCAGUGGCGCCCUAUCGGGAUUGGAUAGUAGGUGAAAUCGGAAGUCUCUACACGACCAGUACCAGUGCUACCGGAGCAAAUAAAACAGUCACUGGGGGUGGUGGAAAUGUUGCUAGCAGCGGCGGAACCCAACAGCCAAACGCAAAUGGGCCUCCAUCUAACUCCUGGAGUAACCAACAGGCUACCACUGCUGCCGCAAAUCCAGGAAAAUCAAACUCUGUCGCAGUAUCAAUCGGCCCCGGAAUCGCAUCAAACCUAAUUCUUCUCAAUUUAUUCAUUACUUUUACCUUCAUUUAUCGAUUCUGAUGCUGAGAGGCCGGAAGAAUGGAUACCAUUCCAACCAUCAACAUCAUUCGAGAGCCGUGGCCCGGAACCACAUCAUACGCCAGUUUUCCAUGGAUGGGCCUAACCACCCAAACCUGCCAGCCAGGGACGCCCUUCUGCCGACACAUCAAAUAAAUUGUUCCCGGCGGAUGUAUGUCUGUGAAAAUGAAUAAACUUUUUGAACUCCUGAUGGUCAAACAAAUGGAGCAAAAAAAAACUUCGAACCAUCACCACUACCACCACCA